ACCUUUCCCUUAUACUUUCUUGUUCAUACGCAUAUAAAAAGUCAAGUUCCACUCUGGACUUUAUAACCACCCAACCUUUUCCACUUCUCAUUUUCUCAGGAAAAGCCUAGAAAAUGAGCAAAGAAACUCCAUAACCAUAACCACAAACUGCUCUCCUCCAGCAUGAGCCAUGGCGAAGACAUUGCUUACAACGUCGUCAUGGCCUUCCUCUCUUUCUCUCUCAUUGCCCUCGGUGUCAUCCUCUUCUUCCUCUACAAGAAUAAACCAGUUGAUGAGUUCCAAGAAACCAUACCCACCAAGCUCUAUGCAUCUCCAUAUUCACUAAUGGACAUAGAUUCUGCCACUGAUGGGUUCAACCACCGGCGACUUAUUGGUCAAGGUAGGCUCGGAACUGUCUAUGCAGCUGUGUUGCCAAGUGGAGAACUAGUCGCCGUGAAGCGGAUUCAUCCCCGGAUUGUUUUGAGCAAUGCAGGUUUUGGGUUCUCAUCGAUGCUCAAGUGGCUGUCUUUGGCUCACCACCCCAACAUAGUCCCGGUUCUAGGGUUUUCAGAGGCUCCAGGAGAGAGAAUUAUACUAAUGGAGUUUGUGGGUAUGAUGAGUUUGGACUAUUAUUUGCAUCAAAACUCCGAUGACAUGUCACUCCUUGAUUGGCACAGGCGUUUGAGGGUGGCAGCUGGGGUGGCUCGGGCGGUUGAGUACUUGCAUGAAGUGGUGGCACCACAUAUAGUCCAUGGUUGCAUUAAGCCCUCAAAUGUGUUGAUUGAUGUCAAGUUUUGUGCUAGGGUUUGUGAUUAUGGGCUGUCUUUUUUGGUACCUCAAGAGAGGAGAGGACUUGAAGGGUAUGUGGAUGAUGAGUAUUGGGUUGAGAGAAGAGGGGUUUCAAAGGAAUGUGAUGUUUUCGGGUUUGGGGUGGUUUUGCUAGAGCUUUUGAGUGGGAGAGGAAGUGAAAAUGGUUUGAUUGUGAAUUGGGCGUUGCCUUUGAUUAAAGAAAUGAAGUUUGGUGAACUUUUGGACCCAAGAUUAGUAAUUCCCUCUGAUAUGAAGCCUCUUGUUAGAUUGGCCAAAGUUGCAUCAGCUUGUGUUGGGAAUUCUAGAAGAAACAGACCUUCUAUUGUUCAAGUGGCAUCUAUUUUAAACAAUUUGGAGAUGGAUCUAUGUUUUUGAGUGAUGGGUUUCUCCAACACUAGCCAAUGGGUCAUCUUGAAUGUGUAGGAUUUUUCUUUUCCUUUUUUCUUAUGUAAAUUAUAUUGUAGUCGUUGUAAAUUGUCUGGGGUUAAUUUGAAUAUUAUAAUUUUAAUUGUAUCAAUUUUAUUCUUAAA
Molecule: messenger RNA, 1319 nt
Organism: Camellia sinensis
Lineage: Eukaryota; Viridiplantae; Streptophyta; Magnoliopsida; Ericales; Theaceae
Product: Protein kinase superfamily protein
Biological process (GO): protein phosphorylation
Cellular component (GO): plasma membrane
Molecular function (GO): ATP binding; protein kinase activity
Source: RefSeq, a predicted model, not a curated record